Molecule: messenger RNA, 489 nt
Organism: Aspergillus udagawae
Lineage: Eukaryota; Fungi; Ascomycota; Eurotiomycetes; Eurotiales; Aspergillaceae
Exons: 1
Coding region: 1-489 (162 amino acids)
Source: RefSeq, a predicted model, not a curated record
AUGGACCGGAAGAAUGAGACUUAUAACACUGCUUCUGGUGACGGUCAAGCCAACAGAGUGAGAAUGUCAACUUCAUUUCACAGUGGAACUCGCCUCAAUCUGCCUUUCUACGGACAUAGUACUGACUCCAUCAUUGUGUACGUCCUUACACUCGUCCUGUUUUUCUUCCUUGCAUGGUGGAACAGAUAUCUGGUGGCCGUCAAAGAUAAACUUGAGCACAAGAUCAUCGCGGCGCGUGCCCUUGAGUCCAUCGGACGACUUCCUCUCCACCGACGCAGAGCUCAUUUCAAGGCUCGCUUUAGUCCAGUUCCACGAUUCGUGAGGAUCAACGGGGAGAAUCAUCCUCGGGCAGACGAGGGACCAAUCGAGAUGCUCGCAAACCGCGGCGAAGGGCUUCAUGACGACGAAGUUAGAACUGAUACUCUGUCCUCAGUUGAGUCGACCGCACAGAAUCCGUCUCGUACUAUAUCUGGAUGCGAGCAUUGGUAG